Malania oleifera is the source of this 2153-nucleotide messenger RNA. RefSeq lists its product as uncharacterized. The record is from RefSeq and is a predicted model, not a curated record. Lineage: Eukaryota; Viridiplantae; Streptophyta; Magnoliopsida; Santalales; Ximeniaceae. The transcript has 9 exons. The coding region runs from base 277 to 1908 and encodes 543 amino acids.
CUGUAUGCGGCUUUGUUUGACUUCUCCCUCUCUCCCUCUCUCUCUCUCUCUCUCUCUCUCUCUCGCUCAACAAACCUUUGUUGAUUCAUUGCUCUGUUUCACCUUCUCCUUCGAUCUCUUCUUUUUCACCUUCCAUUGAUUCAUUGACAUUUGAUUUCAUCGUUUCAUUUGGGAUCUCUCUCUCUCUCUCUCUCUCUCUCUCUCUCUCUCUCUCUAGAGAGUGAGAAGUUAAUGGUGGGAGGUUGGUGAGCGGGCGGUGGUGGUGGAAAGGCGGGGAUGGGUGGUUGCUUGUCGGCACCGGCGGGGUGCGUCGGGGGUCGAUUGAGUUCCGGCAAGCGAAAGAAGUGCGGCAGCCGCAGACGGAGGGGGAUCAGGAGGCGCGUCUCGUCUCGGCCGCCCGAUGUUACCGGUUCUUUCGACAAGGUCGAGAGGCCCGGGACGUUCGAUCGCUCAUUUACGAAUCGUCACUCUUUCCAAGGAGGGAGUAUUGAAGAGGCAUGGUUUGAUUCUAUCACGAUAUUUGAUUCUGAUUGUGAUGAAGAUUUCCAAAGUGUGCAGGAUGAUGUGCUAUCUUUAAAUGGCCUCGAAGGUUCUUCUAUAUCAAGCCUUUCAUCUCUCAAGGAUGUUUGUCAUGGUGAACAUAAUGUUCACAGACAUUGUACCUCUGCAACUGAACAAGUACAGAAACGAGGGGAUUCAUCUGCUGGAAAUUCCACACGCAACUUUGUCAAUGACACUGCUAAAAAUUUUCAUUUUCAGCUCUCACAUUCAGAUGGUGUCGAUUCUCAGAUGAAAUCUGAUGGGCCUCCAAAUGAAAUGAAGCAACCUGUGUACCUUGAUGAAAUCUCAUCUGUGGAAGAGAACUCUGGGAGGGGGCAAGGAGUGUUGGAUAAUUGUGGAAUUCUUCCAAACAAUUGUUUGCCUUGUCUUGCUUCUACCGUUCCCCCUGUUGACAAGAGACGAUCUCUAAUCGCUAGUCCAUCAAAUUUAAAGAAAAAGGCUGCCUUAAAGCUUUCAUUCAAAUGGAAGGAAGGACAUGCAAGCGGUGGUUUAUUGUCCUCAAAAAUGCUUCUGCGAAGGCCAAUAGCUGGUUCCCAAGUACCCUUUUGCCCAAUAGAAAAGAAAAUGCUUGAUUGUUGGUCACUUAUUGAACCAAGUACUUUCAAAGUUCGUGGAGAAAAUUAUUUGCGGGAUAAAAAGAAGGAUUUAGCUCAUAACUCUGCGGCAUAUACCGCAUUUGGAGUUGAUGUAUUUUUAUCUCAACGGAAAAUUGAUCAUAUUGCUCGAUAUGUGGAACUUCCAGCCAUCAAUUCUUCUGGCAAGCUCCCACCCAUCCUUGUUGUAAAUGUUCAGGUUCCACUGUAUCCUGCUGCAAUUUUUCAGAGUGAAACUGAUGGGGAAGGAAUGAAUUUUGUUUUGUACUUCAAGCUUUCUGACAGUUAUGCUAAAGAACUUCCAUCCCAUUUCCAAGAAACUAUCAGAAGAUUAAUCGAUGAUGAGGUAGAAAAGGUCAGAGGCUUUCCUGUAGAUACAAUUGUACCCAUUCGGGAAAGAUUGAAGAUCUUGGGACGUGUGGUAAAUGCAGAGGAUCUUCAUUUAAGUGCUCCUGAGAGGAAACUUAUGCAUGCAUACAAUGAAAAACCUGUUCUUUCACGUCCGCAGCAUGAAUUCUACAUUGGUGAAAACUACUUUGAGAUCGAUUUGGAUAUGCAUAGAUUCAGUUACAUCUCUAGAAAAGGGUUUCAAGCAUUCCAGGAUCGGCUAAAAUUCUGCAUCUUGGAUGUUGGCCUCACAAUUCAGGGAAACAAAGCUGAGGAGCUGCCAGAGAAUAUUUUAUGUUGUGUAAGAUUAAAUGGGAUUGACUACACGAAUUACCAGCAAUUGGGGAUUAUUCAGGAACCCCUUUGAUUCUAUUAAGUGUUUAAAACACUGCGAGGCUUAAUAAAAAAAAAAAGUUAAAAUUUUCAACAUAUGCAUCCAUUUGGAUUCGUUAUCGAGCUCUCGACCUACUUCUCAUCUGCAUUCUGCAGUAGUUCGAGGUGAAAUUGUAACUUUGUUUUCACACAAUACCAGAGUACAUAUUUACUCGAUGUACCGGCUUCAGGGAACUGCACUUCAUCGAUAUUUUAACAUAUUUAUUCCAUUCUUUCAAA